AUGCUAGUAAUGGAUAAACUUCAAUAUCCGAAUGGAUGGAUAUGUUUAAUGCCAUCCCAACAUCUGCGCACAAAUGAGGUCAAGCCUUUUGAGAUGUGUGGCCAACAAUUGGUGGCAUUCAGGGGUGGAUCGGGUGCUGUCCACGUGUUGUCCGCCUAUUGUCCACAUUUGGGCGCAAAUUUUGGUGUCGGCGGACAUGUGGUGACUGAAUCGGGCGACGACUGUAUUCAGUGUCCAUUUCAUGGCUGGAGGUUUGGAGGAGACGGACAAUGCAAACGCAUACCUAAUAUCAAGAAUUCUGAGUUAAAUGCAUUAAAAGCUAAUGUAAAGAACUGGUUGACAGUUGAGGCAAAUGAAAUAAUCUAUGUCUGGUAUCACAACGACGGGAUUGACCCUCAGAAUUAUCCUAAUAAUUUUGUUGCCAACAUAUAUCCAAAAUUGAAAAUGUUAGGAACAUUAAAGCGAUUAGUAUACCAACAAUUUCAGCAAAUGGAAGAGAAUGGAGUGGACACAGUACACUUUUCCUAUCUGCAUAACAAAUUUGUGCCGGGAUUGUUGAAUGCAGAGUACGUUUUCAACAGCGACUGCGGUGCGGGUCCGGCGCCAGUCUUCACAGGGCGUGUGAUUUAUAAAAUGUUUGGCAAAGCGGUGGGCACUACGCCUAUAAUCAUACGUACACUUUCACCGGUAGCUGUGCUGGUGGAGGUGGGCAAAGAGAGCUCGUUCAUUGGUCAGAUUGUGACAUUAGGUGAUGAAUUUGAUGUUUUAGUUAACUCUAUGAGACUUCGACGCCCGCUAUUAACCCGUCAUAAUCAGUCUAUACUUGUCUACAGACUAUAUCAAAGUAACCUUAAACUGCAAUAG
Medioppia subpectinata is the source of this 864-nucleotide messenger RNA. NCBI's taxonomy places the organism in Eukaryota, Metazoa, Arthropoda, Arachnida, Sarcoptiformes, Oppiidae. The record is from the annotation of a GenBank genome assembly.